Molecule: messenger RNA, 1027 nt
Organism: Microdochium trichocladiopsis
Lineage: Eukaryota; Fungi; Ascomycota; Sordariomycetes; Xylariales; Microdochiaceae
Exons: 6
Coding region: 1-969 (322 amino acids)
Molecular function (GO): arylformamidase activity
Source: RefSeq, a predicted model, not a curated record
AUGCCACGACCAUCCCACAUUCCCCGCCUUGAAGAGCUUCCAUUACGCCCGGAUAAUCCCCCCAAUUCCGCUUGGGGUCUCUGGGGUGAAGAUGACAAACUUGGCUCGCUCAACUAUCUCACGGAUCAAGUAGUGCUCAGCACAAUCCGUGAAGAGGUACGAACAGGAGAGCGAGUCGGGCUUGACCUACCUCUCGACCACUUUGACCCUCCACUGCUGGGCAGAGCGGGCCACACACAGCAGGUCAUCAAUAAGGAGCCGUUGGUGGUCAACGAUGAUGUUAUCACAUUCAACACUCAGUGCAGCUCCCAGUGGGACAGCCUGCGGCACUUUGCGUAUCAGAAGGACAAGAAGUUUUACAACGGAACAACCCAAGCAGACAUCCACUGUAGUCCCAGAACGGACUUGAAUAGUCUUCAACCCUGGACAGAAAAGGGCAUAGCUGGUCGUGGCGUCCUCAUUGACUAUGCAUCCUGGGCGCACCAGCAAGGCAGACCGUCAAGCCAAUACUGCUUCCAAGGCUUUGGCAUACCUAUCGGCGAGGUCAAAGAAUUAGUGUCGGACCUCAAACUUGACCUGAGACCAGGAGAUGUCCUAUUCCUGCGGACUGGGUAUGUCCAAGCUUACGGGGCGCUCACGGAGGAAGGCAGGAAAGACGUUGCUCAGAAGCGCGAGUGGAUUGGUCUCGCGCAGAGCAGAGAGACCACCGAGUGGCUGUGGGAUAAUCAGUUUGCAGCAGUUGUGUCUGAUUCUCCAGGAUUUGAAUGCAGGCCUCCCAUUGAGCCUGCUUGGCAUCUACAUCCAAUCUUGCUCGCAGGCUGGGGCACACCUAUUGGUGAGCUCUUCGACCUGGACAGGCUCGCGGCAUUAUGCGAGAAGCAUCAGAAAUGGAGUUUCUUCUUCACAAGCGCGCCUUUGAAUUACCAGGGGGCUGUUGCAUCACCACCAAACGCGAUUGCCAUACUUUGAAAGGUUGGAGAAAAUGUAGAUUUGGAAGGACUGGGUUGUGUUAUUCGUACAUUAGCUG